Molecule: messenger RNA, 1272 nt
Organism: Condylostylus longicornis
Lineage: Eukaryota; Metazoa; Arthropoda; Insecta; Diptera; Dolichopodidae
Gene: exu
Product: maternal protein exuperantia-1
Exons: 1
Coding region: 1-1272 (423 amino acids)
Biological process (GO): bicoid mRNA localization
Molecular function (GO): protein homodimerization activity; RNA binding
Source: RefSeq, a predicted model, not a curated record
AUGCAAUCAGUUAAUCAAAAACCUGAACUGGUUACAAAUAUGAUAAAAGAAGCUGAAAAGUACACUUUAGUGGGAAUCGACAUUGACGCUACUGGCCGUCGUUUAAUAAAUGAAAUCGUCCAACUUUCCGCAUAUAAUCCCAAAUCACAGUAUUCGCAAUAUAUAAUGCCAUACAUGAAUCUUAAUGCAGCUGCAAGGCAAAGGCACCAACUGAGAGUCGUAACAAUUGGAUAUUACAGAAUGUUGCAAUGCACCAGAACUAAUAAAAUAGUUAAAUCAAAGUCUGAAAUUGCCUCAUUAAACGAUUUCUUAGACUGGCUACAUGUGUUAGUAAAAACUGAUCCAAAUUCAAGCGGUGUAAUAUUAAUAUACCACGAGGAAAGGAAAUUUGUGCCAUAUAUGAUUAUUGAAGCUAUAAAGAGAUAUAACUUAACAGAAAGAUUUUUGACUAUUGUAAAAGCUUUUGCCAAUGGGUAUGAAUUUGCUAAAUUAAAAUGCUCCGGUAAUCUUAAAAUAUAUUCAAUUCGGAGGUUAUCUAAAACAUUGUUAAAUAAAAAUGAAAUUAUAUAUCACUCCAACUACAGAAAUUCUCCAAAACAAAGUAGGAAUGGCAAAAAACUUUACUUUGAAGGAUGCGCAAGCGUACGGGCUAAACUAGCUUUCGAAAUAUAUCAAUAUUUAGCCGUUUCGAACUGCCCUGGAGGGGAGCGUAACUUACAAAAACAUAAUGUAUCAGAUGAUGAUAUAAACGGUAUUUUGGAAUUUAAUGUUAACGCUUUACAAGCCAUGCUAAAAUAUAUAGUAGAUAUUGCAAAACCAAUAACCGAUGAUUUUAAUGAACUCGAUAAAGAAAAAAAGAGUCUUGACCGUCAAAACUCGUUCCGUCCUGUUUUUUUAAGAUAUUUUGAAGCGGCGUUAUAUCACAGAGUAAGGGCUGUUAAAUUUAGAAUAAUAUUAUCCGAAAGUGGCUAUGAUUAUGAAAAUUUAAAAGCUAUUUGGACUGAAAAAAGAAGAGAAGGCUUAACAGAAGUUAUUCAGACAAUUCCUUUACUAAAAAAUGCGGAGAAGGAUGAGUUAAUUAAUUUGCUUGAUGCUCAUUAUGAUCCAACAAAGCCGCCCAUGCAACCUCCAGCUAGAAAACAUAAAAGUCACCACCGAAAAUUUAAAGAUAAAAGAAAUUUAAAAAUUUCUGAUGCUCGACUUAAUCAUAGCAAAGAAAAUAAGAGAAAUACAAAAGAAAAUGAAGAACUUCUUACAUCACCUCAGGUUUAA